AUGUACGAAUUAUACGCUCGUCGGCCGGCGAGUUUCGACGACUGUACCGACAUCACCGCCCUCUGUCCCGUCAGCGCAACUGUCCUUGGUUAUGUUCCCAACAAAGGAUCCAGCUACUUCUUUACGAUCGGUUUUGCGAUUCUGUUCCUAUCCUCUGUAGGAUUAGGUGUUUGGAAGAAGACAUGGACAUAUGCUGCGACUCUGGGAGCUGGUUUACUGCUAGAGACGAUUGGAUAUAUCGGCCGUAUUCAGAUGGACCCUAACCCUUGGAACUCAUCAGCCUUCCAGACCCAAAUCUGCUGCAUCAUCAUCGCCCCGACCUUCAUCUGCGCUGCCAUCUACCUUACCCUCAAGCACGUCGCCCUCGCUCUCAACCCAGAUCUCUCACGAAUUCACCCUCGAUGGUAUCCUCGCAUCUUCCUCCCCGCCGAUCUCUCAUGUCUCAUCAUCCAAGCCAUCGGUGGUGGUGUCGCAGCAGCAGCAAAGCGUAACCAGCCUGGCCUCGCAAGGAACGGUAACAGGACCAUCAUCGCCGGUGUCGUCCUCCAGGUCAUCGUGCUUCUCGCCUUUGGAGCCAUGGGCACUGAUUACUACCUGCGCGUGAAGAAGUACCUUCAUAGUUCAGAGGCUGCCCCUGAGUCGCUCCGUGUUUGGCAGGACAAGAAGUUCCGCAUGUUUGGCUUUGCUGUUUCGGGCGCCUAUUUUGCCAUUCUCACACGUUGCAUUUACCGGUUAGUGCAGAAUCCUCAUUUAUCCUAUCUUCUUACAUCAGCUGACGCGAGAGAUCAUAGAAUUGCCGAAAUGGCCGGUGGUUGGGGUAACCACAUUAUGCAGGAUGAGCCUAGCUUCCUCGUCCUCGAUAGCUCCCUUGUUCUCGUCACUGGCUUCCUAUUGACGGCCUUCCAUCCUGGGAUUUUCUUCCCUCAGAUGGCUGUCACUAUGCAACGCACCAAGAAGACCGAGGCCGAGACACCCGCCGAAUCUUCCAGCGAGGAACGAAAAGUUGAAAACUCUCAGACUGCUUAG
Fusarium musae is the source of this 1026-nucleotide messenger RNA. RefSeq lists its product as uncharacterized. The record is from RefSeq and is a predicted model, not a curated record. Bases 1 to 1026 code for a protein of 341 amino acids. Gene Ontology annotation, cellular component: plasma membrane; fungal-type vacuole. NCBI's taxonomy places the organism in Eukaryota, Fungi, Ascomycota, Sordariomycetes, Hypocreales, Nectriaceae. The transcript has 2 exons.